This is a messenger RNA of Bursaphelenchus okinawaensis, 1085 nucleotides long. NCBI's taxonomy places the organism in Eukaryota, Metazoa, Nematoda, Chromadorea, Rhabditida, Aphelenchoididae. The record is from the annotation of a GenBank genome assembly.
AUGGUAUCCAUAAAGACGGCGGUAUUUCACUUUUUAAAGCCAUACUACUUGAGUAAUGUUCUGCUGAGCUUAGCGUUUGUUUUGGCCAAAAGCAUUCCUGGAGUCAAUGAAGCCAUAUUCGGAAAGGGUCAGACAGAACUUGACCAUGUAAGUAGCACGGUUAAAUUGCUAUUCUUAUUAACAGUAAGACGAACUGGAAAGAAUAAUUUGUAUAGUUUUAUGCACUUUCAGAGGUCAACUGAGAUCUUGAUGUUCCUUGGGGUGAUAGUUGUGUGGAAGAACCGAAAAGCCACCAACUGGAUGCACUAUCUGAAUACAGUAUUCACUUUCUCCAAACUCACCAAUUCCUAUUUGUUCUUCAGGGAAAAUCCGCUUGUUUCCAUUAUUUACUCUUUGGCAGUUAUAUGUAAGUCUUGUUAUCUAUAAUAAUGUAUCAUUUCCAAAUUAGAUAUUUGUUAAAUCCUUGAAUUUGCUUUGAAUUUUCUAAAAAUGUGAUGUGUUACAGUACAAUGGUUCUUUAUGGCCGAGCCAAUGAUGGUAGAAUCCGUCAAUGUAAAGGUCUUUUCUGGAUCACAGUUACACGACGCCAUUGAAGCUGACCAUAAUAUUGUUUGGGUGGUGCAGUUCUACAGUGUUUGGUCUACAGAAUGCAAAUAUCUCACUCCUGUGUUCUCAACUUUGGCUGACAAGUAAGAAUUUUUGCCUAUCAGGAAGCAUAAUAACUUUAUUAGUGACACUGUACCAGACUUCGCAUAUAUAUACCUUUGUAGAUUUUAAAAACGAUAUAUUUCAUCUUUAGAUACGCCCUUCCCAAUCUCAGAUUCGCCAAAUUGGACGUCGGUCGAUAUCCGAAAGAAGGCGAACGCUUCAGAAUCAACACUCACGCUCUCAGCAAACAACUUCCCUCGAUAUCAGUGAUAAAGAGCGGUCAACAAGUGAAUAGAAGGCCGAUGAUUGGAGAGAACAAACGAGCCAUUCCUUUCAAAUUCACAGAAGAAAACUGCAUCCGAGAGUUUGAGUUGAACGAGCUCUACAAGGAGUGUAAGGAGAAGAAGAUAAAGAAGCAGGGCAAGAAGGAGCAAUAG